UUAGUAAUCGCCAUGAGCCACCGGACGAACUUUCGCAUCAUGCACCCUUGGCGCUGCGGUCGACCCGGGUGCGCGCGCAGUUCAGGGUUGACGCCUGCGUCUCCACAGUCACUCCGCCAUCUUUGCCAGGACAGUGACUGUUGCGGAAGCAUGUGUAUAGUUUUUGGAUCGCGUUAAGAAAAGUGUGCAGUGUACUAGGACAAGCUGUUUGACGUUGUUAUGCACGAGUGUUUUGCACAUAGAGGUAUGCUGUCCGAAUCCUCUUUCCUGUAAGGGGCCAUGAAAGAAGACCAGCGCCGAAAUUCCAUGGGCCUUCAGGGCAAAAGUCCCAACGAUUGUUGACCAUCGCAUACGCAGUGCGUGUUCGUGAUGGUGGACUUCAGCCUAUGAGGGCGGGCGAAGCCGCUUUCAGGCUUAAAAGUCCUGAUUGUUAACUGUGUUUGGUGUGUAGUUUAAUAUCACAACAACAAGCAAAGAUGACGGCUGAGAAAAAGAUUUGCUUUAGUAUCUGCAUCUGUCAGAUGACAGCGAUCCUGUCCGGUGUGGCGCUGCUCUAUCUCGCCGUGAUUGUCGUGAUCCCGUCCAAGGAUGAACUGGCCUUCAACUUCCACACGACACCCAUAAUGUGCACGACCAUUACGGCGAAGGACAUCUCGGCGAGCGGCAAGAAGCUGCAGUGCCACUGGUCCACCUGUUCGGAGUGGUGCCUCUCGAAGGGCUCGGGCACCUGCAUGCAGAUUCACGUCAUGGUGAGAAACAACGGAUCCAGGGUCAACUUCAGAGACUGUGUGGAUAUUUCGGACGAAAACUGCUCGGCCUUGGACGUGAACGCUACAUUUGUCAAGUGGUGCAAGAAAGGCGAAUGCCACGACCUGACAGGGAUGUUCAACUGCACCAAAGACGACGACAACGGCUGUCGCGACAUCACCCCGGCCUUCGUCUGCACCAACCGCAGGAAGUCCGUGAAAUCCAUCGAGUGCAACGAAGAGCAAUGCAGCGAGCGGCUGGACGGCGUGUUCACCUGCAAGGAUGGCAAGUGCCACCAGCUCAAGGAUAUCGUCAAGUACUGGCGCGACUGCGAGCGGAAGUGCACUAAACUGGAGAUGCGUGAGCGGAACGUGAUAAUCUUCAGCCGCGAGAGGCUGGUGGCGACGGCGUGCUCGUCCAUGGACUCGCCCGACAACAACACGAUCGCGGAGGUGAGCGAAUCGCAGGACUGGCGCGACAAGAAGACGGCCGUGUUCUUGUUCUGCACCUACAUCGAGAAGGUGAAUGGCAAGAAGACCUACGACCUGCUCACCUCCGACUGCUUCAACGCCACCAUGGCCACGGCCGAGGAGUUCCAGCACAUGCGAAGCUACAUGGACCUCCUGGCGCUGCACCAGACCCUAGCCAACCGCUCGGAGUGGGUGAUCGAACCCGAAUCCACACUCCGCGUCAUGAACAACACCCAACUCCGCAUCAACUCCCAGGGUUGCGUGAACACCCUCAAGAAGGAGUGCACGGCGUUCUUCGAGACGCACGCCCACGACGGCUUCGACGGCAUCACGCCCGACCGCUACCCCUGCUACUACACCGACCUCAACGCCGAUUUCGUCAUCGGAAAGUUCGACCCCAACAUGACCCGCCUUCACCUGCUCGUCGCCUCCAUCCUACCCGGUUGCCUCUUCGUCUUCGCCUGCACCUGCCUCUUCAUCUGCUCCAAAUCGGUAGGAGUGGACGACGAGGGCCAUUUGCGGGUGACACUUCUACAAAGCGGGGGCGCAGGAGGUAACGCUAGCGAGCUGUGAUCCAGCCCUCCUCUGUUGUCUCUCUGCUGAUCAAAGAGUGUGACUACUGGACAACGGGGCUGUAGGACAAAGUGGAGGAUGAAAAUAAUGCUGCUGUCAGUCAAAAUAAGAAGCAAAUAUUAAAUCUGGAUAGCAAGGCCCCGCCAUUGCAAAGAAAAUGAUAGAAGAAAAAUGAAAGCAAUCUUAUACUUGUAUUCUUGCUUGUCUAUGAAAACUUACAUGCUACACAAAUAUAUAUCUAAAAAUUUGUAAAAAAACAAAAAAAUAAUACAUAUAUACACAUGUUGAGUGUAAUCUCAUUACUUAUCCCCUUUUCCUCAUCUUUCUCUGUAAAUUAAAAGUGUAAGCCUUGCCAAAAGAACAAUUGUAACCCUUGCUGUCACCAGUAUUGUUAAAAUGCCAUCAAUACGAGAAAAAAAUCUGCCUUCAGCCCCAAUUUCUUUUCGGGAAUAAAAACAAAACCAUCAAAACAAAAAAAAGCAAAAACAACUUUCAUACAUCCCAUCUCAUAUAUUUUAAGCUUUGACUUAAAAUCUUCAAAAGGCUUCUGUACCUCUCCUGGGCAAAGAUCACAAGCCCGUACAAUGAUGCUAAUUCGAGUUUCACCUGCAAGAUACAUUGUACAUUUUUCUCCCUUCUGUUUUGCUCUGUGUAGCUGCACUUUCAAAGGAAAGAUUUUCUUGCACUAUGUAAUGGUUAAGUGAAAAUGGUUAACCAAAUGAUUAUUUCAAAAAAAUGAUAAUAAAAAAUGCAAAAAAAAAACAAAAAAAAAGUUAAAAAUAUAUCCUCUCAGUAAGUGGAGAGUCAUCUCGGUUUACUCUAAUGCUAUGAUAUAAAUACUACUUGCCGAGGUCACUGAGAACUAGUUGUAGUCCUUUCAUUCAAUUUUGUAGCUAAUAAGUCUUGCAACUUUACAGCUGAUCUUUUUAUAAUAGUCAUUAAUUUGCUUCUAACCUUUACAAUUGCAGAUAGCCACUUGCUAUUCUAUAUAUUUUUUAGAAGUAUAGAAGUUUUCAACUUAUCUGAUCUUCUAAACUGAGAGAAGGGAAAUAUGUUACAAUAUCAAUAAUAAGUUACUUCAGUUAACUGUGACAGACUUCUGUUUCCAGAAAUAAUAAACUCAAGCAAGCUUUGUAGAUUAAUUAUGCAUUAGAAAUUCUUACUUUGAAUUUAUGUCAUUAAUUAAACAACAAAGAUGCAUUUGAUCAUCACUUUGUUAUCAUUAUUAAGAAAGAUUAUUUCAUGUUACAAGUUAUUGACCCAGUGUCAAGGAAAUAUUGUUAUUUGUUCAGAAUACCGAUUUUAAAUAAUGCUGUUCAACUAUGAUUCUGUGAUCAUUAGAAUGUCAGUUGUAAGUUAUAUGAAAGCACAUCAUAUCCCAUACUAAAGCACAAAAAUGCUUUUGCUUAUAAUGUUAAAGUGUAUCAUAGAUAAUAUGGUUAUUGAUUGUUAUAGAAAUAUUUACUUAUCAUUUUUUAUUUUCUUCUCUUACUUUCCAUCAUGGUAUUCAGUCAGAGAGAAAGUCAUGAUUAAAAUAAGAAAAUCACUUACUGCUGUGUGUUCCAAUUUUUUAAAAGUUGUGUGAAGCAAAUACAAUGAGGACCUGUCAUUUUCUUACUAAGAAAAUUCAGAACAAAAAUAUUAAAACAGUAUUUAUAACAUUGAGGGCCUUUGUGCACAAUUCAUCUGUCAAUUGUACGUCCUGUGUCCAUUUGUCAAACUUUUAAGGGAAAGAAGGGAGCUCUACAGUAGUAGACUAUUACAAAUUAUAUUAGCAGAUAUUGUAGAAUUCAUAGUACACAUUUGUUACACUGAAGAGCCUUCUUCUUAACCUUUUGGUUGUAAAUAUACAUCUAUUUUUUUCAUGCUUAUUUUAGCCCUGCAUGUGUGAUGACAGUGCUACAAUACUCGAAUACUGUUAACAAGUAUUAUAUUGAUAGAAACCUAUUAGCUACCUUUAGAUGACACAGCAUUUACCAACCUGGUGCUAUUAUUUCACUGAAUUAGCUUCUGUCAUUGUUAAUUUGUUUGUCAAAUUUACCUCUCUUAGGUAAUACUUGCAUAGUUUACAGUACCAUGAUGUUCCUUACCUUACAGAGAUGCAGUAAAACAUUUAUUAUAAAUCAUUUAGAGUAAGAAUAUGCACCUCAUAUUGGUCAGAAUUCCCACACAAAAUAAUACCAUUUUUCUGUCAUCAAACAACUUCCCACCAGGAUCCUUGUUGCCUCUUUUGCAACAUUAUCCUCUGUAAUAUCUUGCAUAUGCAUUACAAAUAUAACUGCACAAUAUUUGUGCUUGUUGAUGCUUAAAUUUCUACACAAAGUUUGCAAUAAAGAUUGCUCAACAA
This is a messenger RNA of Penaeus chinensis, 4137 nucleotides long. RefSeq lists its product as uncharacterized. Bases 477 to 1790 code for a protein of 437 amino acids. Lineage: Eukaryota; Metazoa; Arthropoda; Malacostraca; Decapoda; Penaeidae. The transcript is spliced from 2 exons. The record is from RefSeq and is a predicted model, not a curated record. Gene Ontology annotation, molecular function: sodium channel regulator activity. Gene Ontology annotation, biological process: regulation of sodium ion transport.